This is a messenger RNA of Xyrauchen texanus (razorback sucker), 1490 nucleotides long. Its product is annotated as leukotriene B4 receptor 1-like. The transcript has a single exon. Lineage: Eukaryota; Metazoa; Chordata; Actinopteri; Cypriniformes; Catostomidae. Gene Ontology annotation, biological process: immune response; G protein-coupled receptor signaling pathway. Gene Ontology annotation, molecular function: G protein-coupled receptor activity. Gene Ontology annotation, cellular component: membrane. Bases 17 to 1069 code for a protein of 350 amino acids. The record is from RefSeq and is a predicted model, not a curated record.
GACCAGAUAGGGAGACAUGAACAGCACAGGUUACCUUCAGGGAGGUGAGGAGACUGAGGGAGGCUCGGUGGGGGCCUGCGUGAUCCUGAGUGUGUCCUUCAUGGUGGGAGCACCUGGGAACCUGCUUGUGGUGUGGACCAUCUUGAAACAUGUGAAACAGCGAUCACACACGGUGCAGCUCAUCCUCCACCUAGCAGUCGCAGACCUUCUGGUGCUGAUCACUUUGCCUCUUUGGAUCUACUCACUAGCUCAUUCCUGGGUGUUCGGAGAAGCCACCUGCAAAGCCAUCACAUACAUCAUCAAUGCUUGUAUGUACAGCAGUGUCUUUCUCAUCACUAUCAUGAGUGUGGAGCGUUUCUUAGCUAUCAAAUACCCCUUUGCUUCAGCUGGAUGGAGGAGGAAACAAGCACUGAACAAGGUAUUAUUAGUGCUUUGGGUGGCUUCAUUUCUUCUGAGUAUUCCAGUUAUUGUAACUCAGACUUUGGGUGAUGAUCAAGCUCAGUGUACGUACAGAGAAUAUACUUCUGAUACACAAGAGGCUGUGUUGCUGAUUUUAGAAACUCUUAUAGGAUUUGUCAUCCCUUUUUUCAUUUUGGUAGUCUGUUAUGGCUGCCUCUUCAGUCGAAUAGCACAGAUGAACUUCAAGUCCAAGCGAAAAUCGACAGUUCUCAUCUGCAGCGUGGUGGUGAUGUUUGGAGUCUUCUGGAUCCCACAUCAUGUGGGGAACUUUCUUUCUCUCAUCGCACUCACUCUGAAAUCCUCAUACCCUGAAGUGGCAGAAAACUUGGAGGAUGUUUGCACCACCAUGAGCAUUAUAGCAGGAGCCCUGGUGUUUGUUAGUAGCUCAGUAAACCCAGUGCUUUAUGUGUUUGCCGCACAGACCUUCCGCAGCUCACUCCGGGAAACCGGAAUACAGAGACUGUUCCAGCAUUUAUCCAGUGCUGCCACAGGUGACGAGAAUAAAGACUUAUCAUUUGUGUCAAAAAAACAUAGUUCACACACCAGAAACUCAGAGUCCAAAUUGCCUGUAGAAGCUGUUAUGGAAUCAGUCAUCAAUACCUCAGCCUGACACUGUGGGAACGCAUAUACCCAGAAACUGUAUAAUGUUCAUGAAUAAUAACCAUAAAGUGUUAACUGUUGUCUCUCAAAAUUGUGCAUAAAGCCUUAAAUAUAAUUUUGUAUUUCAGAUUUUUACUCUAAAUUAAAUAACUAUGCUUAAUGUAUAAAAGACAAUCACUUUCAGUUGCAGUGUUUUAUGAUUUCAACAUCUCUCAUUUCCUCAUAUUGGAACAUGUGUCUGAGUUAAGAACUUGUAAGUGUGUGAAAAGGGGAAAUGGGCAUUAAAAGGAACAGAGGUCAGUCUAGAGGAAAAUCCCAUCUUUUCCAUUGAGAUGUCAUUCUUUCGGUAAUCCUCUAUUUCCUUUCCAUCAAAUUCAAACAUAUGUUAUGGCACAUAAUCAAAAUAUAUACUUUCUUUAUACUUCCUCCUC